Messenger RNA from Sphenostylis stenocarpa, 1671 nucleotides. Lineage: Eukaryota; Viridiplantae; Streptophyta; Magnoliopsida; Fabales; Fabaceae. The record is from the annotation of a GenBank genome assembly.
AUGCCAGUAUCCUCAGGAUUACCCUCGAACUCGAUAUUGCACUUCGAACUCGAGAUUAGACUUCCUAGCACCAGCAGGGACGAAGAUAGCAGAGAAAACACCAUGUUGGUGGAAGUUGCAAUUGGUUUGUUGGUGUUAGCUUUGUUUCUGCACCUGCGUCCCACACCGACUGCUAAAUCAAAGGCCCUUCGCCACCUUCCUAAUCCUCCAAGCCCAAAGCCACGCCUUCCCUUUGUUGGACACCUUCACCUUCUAAAAGAUCAACUUCUCCACCACUCCCUCAUUACUCUCUCCCAACGUUAUGGCCCUCUCUACUCUCUCUACUUUGGCUCUAUGCCCACCGUUGUUGCCUCCACCCCUGACCUGUUCAAACUCUUCCUUCAAACCCACGAGGCUGCUUCCUUCAACACAAGGUUCCAAACCUCUGCCAUUAAGCGCCUCACAUACGACAACUCCGUUGCCAUGGUUCCCUUUGGACCUUACUGGAAGUUCAUCCGGAAGCUCAUCAUGAACGACCUCCUCAACGCCACCACCGUCAACAAGUUGAGGCCAUUGAGGAGCCAUGAGAUCCGCAAGGUCCUCAGAGUCCUUGCCCAGAGUGCCGAGGCCCAACAACCCCUUAACGUCACCGAGGAGCUUCUCAAGUGGACUAACAGCACCAUCUCCAUGUUGAUGCUAGGUGAGGCUGAAGAGGUUCGAGAUUUGGCUCGCGAGGCCGUUAAGAUUUUCGGGGAAUACAGUCUCACUGACUUCAUCUGGCCUUUGAAGAAGCUCAAGUUUGGAAAGUAUGAGAAGAGGAUAGAAGAAAUAUUCAACAAGUUCGACCCUGUCAUCGAGAAGGUUAUCAAGAAGCGCCAAGAGAUCGUGAGGAGGAGAAAGAAUGGAGAAGUUGUCGAGGGAGAGCAGAGCGGUGUUUUCCUCGAUACUUUGCUUGAAUUCGCUGAGGACGAGACCAUGGAGAUCAAAAUUACCAAGGAGCAGAUCAAGGGUCUUGUUGUCGAUUUCUUCUCAGCAGGGACAGAUUCGACGGCUGUGGCAACAGAAUGGGCUUUGGCAGAGCUGAUCAACAACCCUAAGGUGUUGCAAAAGGCUCGAGAGGAGGUGUACAGUGUUGUGGGAAAAGAUAGACUUGUUGAGGAAGUUGACACUCAAAACCUUCCAUACAUUAGAGCCAUUGUGAAGGAGACAUUCCGCAUGCACCCACCACUCCCUGUGGUGAAAAGAAAAUGUGUGGCAGAGUGUGAGAUUGACGGGUACGUGAUCCCAGAAGGAGCAUUGAUACUUUUCAAUGUGUGGGCUGUAGGAAGAGACCCUAAAUACUGGGACAGACCACUGGAAUUUCGUCCUGAGAGAUUCCUAGAGACUGGAGCCGAGGGGGAAGUUGGGCCUAUUGAUUUAAGGGGGCAGCAUUUUCAACUUCUGCCAUUUGGGUCAGGUAGGAGAAUGUGCCCCGGAGUGAAUUUGUCUACUUCAGGAAUGGCAACACUUCUUGCGUCUGUCAUCCAAUGCUUUGACCUGCAAGUGGUGGGCCCACAAGGACACAUAUUGAAAGGCGAUGAUGCCAAAGUUAGCAUGGAAGAGAGGGCUGGCCUCACUGUUCCGAGGAAACAUAACCUCGUCUGUGUUCCACUUGCAAAAACAACUCUCGCAGCUAAACUCCUUUCCCCCUAA